Molecule: messenger RNA, 1767 nt
Organism: Daldinia loculata
Lineage: Eukaryota; Fungi; Ascomycota; Sordariomycetes; Xylariales; Hypoxylaceae
Product: kinase-like protein
Exons: 2
Coding region: 1-1767 (588 amino acids)
Biological process (GO): peptidyl-serine phosphorylation; peptidyl-threonine phosphorylation
Molecular function (GO): protein serine/threonine kinase activity; ATP binding
Source: RefSeq, a predicted model, not a curated record
AUGGCUAAAGUUUACAACGGGCAAUCCGCAAAAGACCAUGCAAGCGAACAUAAGGAUUGUGUCGACCGUGGCAACAGACUUCGGCAGAAGUUUCGGAAAUCUCAAGAGGGCGCAACUACUGAUUCAAAGAUAUCGGAAGGCUUACGGGAAGAAUUGUGGAAUAGCAGAAUAGAGACUGACAAGAACGGCACCUACUUCAUACCUUUUGACAAGCUUGAACUGGCUCGGAACCGCAGAUAUGUUGAACAGAGUUUGCGGGACGAUGAAGCUUCCCAAGCUGAGGUUUCUGAGUGGUCGAAAAGAAUCUGUCCAAACCACCCCGAUAAAUGUGAAAAUUCAUUCAUCAGAAUAUUCGCCAUUUUAGUGUUGUGCGAAAAGCCUAAGUGCAUCGGCAGGUUUCUUGACCAGCAUGUCGAUGACUCUUACCUUCCUCUACACAGGGUAGAGAGAAAGAAGGAUAGGAUCACAGUUGUGCAGGAAUAUCGCAACUGUAAACUCAGCGAAGAAAAAUUGAAUUCUCUUUUUCAAGACCGACGGGAUUGGAGGCAAGGAAACUUGGACAAUUUCGCUACCUAUCAAUGGUGGGUUCUCGCACCCUUCUUUGGCCGACCAGACAACAUCAUCCCUCACUACAUCCUGGAAUCCUCGGACGUAUUGCCCAUUACCGAGAAAAAGAGGCUAUCAGAUGACGAGGAGUCAUUAGAUCCGGACGUUCAAAAUGUAGUUUUCCGCGGAGGAUUCAGCGACGUAUUCAUAGUGAAACUACACCCAUCACAUUACAACUUCCAAAAUGAGCCUUAUAGCGACAGUUCACAUUGGUUCGCUCUCAAGCGCUUGAAAUCUUCAAGUCAUAGCGAUUUCAAAUUAGAGGUUGAUGCUCUUAGAAAAUACAACUACGGCAUUAACAAGCACUUGAUGCCGCUGUUAGCAACAAUCCAAAAAGAGGAUGAGGCAGGAAAGUACUACCUACUAUUUCCAAAAGCCAACGGCGACCUACGGUUUUUCUGGCGAACCCAGUUCAACAUGCCUUCUGACAGAAUAGGGAUAGUGCGUUGGAUGGCUGAGCAAUGCCUUGGAAUUGCGAAUGCGCUUUCAAUGCUACAUAAAGAUCAAGAUCCGCAUAAGGAGGAAGACUAUCCCAUAUAUGGCCGCCAUGGCGACAUAAAAGCAGCCAAUAUCCUUUGGUUUUCCAAGCCGGGUACCAAAGAAUUUUCAGGAUGGCGUUUAGCCCUUUCUGACUUCGGCUUAAUGAGAUUCCACCGCGCCGUGUCGAUAUCUGCCCAGACAGCGAGCAAAAUCAAGAAGACACUGACAUAUCAGGCCCCAGAGUUCGACAUUACAGGAGCAAAAAUAUCUAGGAAAUCCGACAUAUGGGCUCUUGGAUGUACAUACUUGGAAUUUAUUACAUGUUACAUUUCGGGAUACGAAGCGGUACAAGAGGAUUUCCCCAGCCGCCGAGGAGAAACGGAUAAGAAAUUUCCAACGUUUAACGAGGAUAAAUUCUACCGAACGACUGCUGGAGGUACCUCGGCGGAACUAAAACCGAGUGUUAAAUUGUGGAUUCACGAGCUUCGUGGCAAUCCAAGAUGCUCUUCGUACUUACACGAUUUCCUUACGUUGAUUGAGAGGGAUAUGCUGUGUAUCGAGCUGGAUAAGCGACGGACUGCGAUUGAUGUUGCUCGAAACCUCGAGAGGCUCUCAAAAAAAUGCCAAAAAGACAGUUAUCUCAUGGAUAAACAUAUACCUCGGGGAAAGAAAAGACAGUGA